Strongylus vulgaris is the source of this 1269-nucleotide messenger RNA. The record is from the annotation of a GenBank genome assembly. Lineage: Eukaryota; Metazoa; Nematoda; Chromadorea; Rhabditida; Strongylidae.
AUGGAUAAUGUCAAGCAAAGUAUAGAAGAAGUAACCGAGAAGGUGAAGAGCUUGACUGCUGAACUUACUGCCUUCACAGCAGAAUCGAGAAGGUCGGACUCGGGAUCGACCCAAGUAGCUCGACCGAAGAUUGAAAAAAUGAGCGCAGAAGUUGUCGACUCCAAUCCCUACAGUCGUCUUAUGGCUCUAAAACGUAUGGGAAUCGUUAAGGACUAUGAGAAAAUAAGAGAAAAGACCGUUGCAGUUGUGGGGAUAGGCGGUGUUGGUAGUGUUGUGGCGGAAAUGCUCACACGAUGUGCUAUUGGUAAACUUAUUCUAUUUGAUUACGACAAAGUUGUCGACUCAAACCCAUACAGUCGUCUCAUGGCUCUAAAACGUAUGGGAAUCGUUAAGGAUUACGAGAAAAUAAGAGAAAAGACCGUUGCAGUUGUGGGGAUAGGCGGUGUCGGUAGUGUUGUGGCGGAAAUGCUUACGCGAUGUGCUAUUGGUAAACUUAUUCUAUUUGAUUACGACAAAGUGGAACUGGCAAAUAUGAAUCGAUUAUUCUACCAACCUCAUCAGUCAGGUCUUAGUAAAGUUGAAGCUGCUAAGGAUACUCUUACUCACAUUAACCCCGAUGUUGUCAUAGAAACUCAUAAUUACAAUAUUAUAACUGUGGAGAAUUUCAACAAAUUUGUAGACCGGAUAAGACAUGGCUCAUUGACUGGAGGAAGAGUCGAUUUAGUUCUUAGCUGUGUUGAUAACUUCGAAGCUCGGAUGUGCGUCAAUACGGCAUGCAACGAAGAAAAUCAGGUUUGGAUGGAAUCGGGUGUGAGCGAGAAUGCUGUUUCUGGACAUAUCCAGUAUAUCGAGCCUGGACGUACUGCUUGCUUUGCUUGUAUUCCUCCUCUUGUUGUCGCAUCAAACAUUGAUGAAAGGACUUUGAAAAGAGAGGGUGUCUGUGCUGCAUCACUGCCGACGACAAUGGCAGUUGUCGCUGGAUUCUUGGUGCAGAAUACUCUCAAGUAUCUUUUGAACUUUGGAGAAGUCUCUAUGUACGUGGGCUAUAAUGCUCUCCAAGACUUCUUCCCACGACAGGAAAUGAGACCAAACGACCAAUGUGAUGACCGAUUCUGUAGGCAAAGGCAAAAAGAAUAUCAGGCCAAGAAAGCAGCUGAAGCGAAAACGGAGGUCAAAGCAGAAACGAAAGAGGAGGAAGUGGUGCAUGAAGACAAUGACUGGGGUAUUGGUAAGUUCUUUGAUUUCACAGAUUGGAUAGGCUCCAAAUAA